AGAAGCUCUCCAUCCAACACAAGUCCUCUGGGACAGCAGAGCUCACAAGCGUCUAGGACAAGAGCCAAGAAGAAACCAGAACGAAAGCACCUUGCGUCAACAUGACUUCCAAGCUGGUUGUUGCUAUCUUAGUAGCUUUUAUGCUUUCUGCAGCUCUGUGUGAAGCUGCAGUUGUGUCAAGAAUUAGUUCAGAACUUCGAUGCCAGUGCAUAAAAACUCAUUCCACACCUUUCAAUCCCAAAUUAAUCAAAGAACUGACAGUGAUUGACAGUGGCCCACACUGUGAAAACUCAGAAAUCAUUGUAAAGCUCGUCAAUGGAAAUGAGGUGUGCCUGGACCCCAAGCAAAAGUGGGUGCAGAAGGUUGUGGAGAUAUUUUUGAAGAAAGCUGAGAAACAAAAUGCAUAAACAAACAAACAAACACAUUCUCCAUGGUUUCCAAGAAUUCUUCAAUAAAGAUGCCAAUGAAACUUCAAGCAAGCAAAUUCACUUCAGCACUUCAUGCAGUGUGUGGGUCUGGUGUAGGGUUGGUUGCCAGAUAAAAUAGAGUAUGCUCAGUUAGAUCUGGAGAUUAGGAAAAACAAUGAAUAGUUUUUUUUUCCAAUGUCCCAUGACACUGUCCCAUGCAAUAUUUAGACACACUUAUAUUAAAAAUAUUAUUUAUUGUCUACCACAAAUUCAAAUUUAACUGGAAAUCCUGGAUAUGUUUUGUAGUUAUUGUUACAUCUUUCAACCUCAACCUGCUGGCCAGGAGACAGGAGUCCCUGUCCUUGUUUCCGUAUUUAUUCUUCAACUGGAGAAAAAGUAUCAGUCACCAUCCUACCUCACAGAGACGUGAGGACAUGUGGAAGCACUUUAACUUUUUCUCAUGUCAGGCGAAUUAUUAUGUGCAAGUGAAACUUGUUUGCUUAUUUAUUAUUUAUAUAUUUAUUUAAGACACAAAUAGGGGAAUCUCUCUGUAUAAAUUGGGGAAAAUGGGAAAUGAAGCAUUGUUGGUAGGAUAGUAUAAUGACAGUAGUGAAUUUUUAUUUAUUUUGAUAUUAAAUGAUGUGACAUCAGAGAACUAUGUUGAUCAAGGGUACCAGAUUUAGCAAAAUUGAAAACAAACAAGAGACCCAAUUAAUUUUUAUUUCAGAUAAACAAUGAAUAAUUUUUUAGUAUAUGUAUAUUACUAUUUAUCUGAAAUUGUAAUUGAACUAGAAAUCCUACUUUUAUAGUCCUAGCCUUGUCUUGUCACUGCCUGCCUUGUACUGGGCUGUGUUGAACUGUAAGAAUCCUGAAUUAUAAUUGUUUCUCAAAGCAGCAAAAAUUCAACAGGCAAAAUUAACCGAGUAAUUUCUUGCUAGUUAAAACUUAUUUAUUAUGUACAAAUGGAUUCUUCUAAUUUUAUUUAAAUUAUUGUGUUUUUAAACACUGACUUUAUUUUCUGACUUGAAGAUGCUUUUAUGUAUUCCCAAAGAGAUUUUUUUCCUGCUGUUUUGAUGGUGUGGAAAUCUAAGUGUAACUAUGACACAACUUAAAAUAAAACUUAUUGCCAAAGU
Messenger RNA from Neofelis nebulosa (Clouded leopard), 1540 nucleotides. RefSeq names its product C-X-C motif chemokine ligand 8 (gene CXCL8). Gene Ontology annotation, cellular component: extracellular region. NCBI's taxonomy places the organism in Eukaryota, Metazoa, Chordata, Mammalia, Carnivora, Felidae. The transcript is spliced from 4 exons. Bases 102 to 407 code for a protein of 101 amino acids. The record is from RefSeq and is a predicted model, not a curated record. Gene Ontology annotation, biological process: neutrophil chemotaxis; inflammatory response; cellular response to lipopolysaccharide. Gene Ontology annotation, molecular function: chemokine activity; CXCR chemokine receptor binding.